AUGGGAACCACGAGAGUGAAGGAGGCGGAGGAAGCAAAAAGGGGAACCGGUGCCAUCGGCGCUCCUAGCAUGAGCAAUCCCGUAGGACUGGAGGUCGUGCUUACGGCAAUGCAGAGUAGUAAACACACGGGGCAGGAGGAAGGAGAAACGUCAGCCACAGCUCGACAUCGCGCACACUCCUUGCGUGCAGCACAAAAUUCAUACUUCCAUGGCUCGCGGACGUCAGAUCACAUUCAGAGCUCUUCCAGCAGCUGCAGUAGGUUUUCCAAUACUCUGCCCAUGAAAGAUACGGUGGAGCAGUGUAGGCGGAAACUCAAGGAGGCUCUGGGAAACUUGAGCGAGGACUCCGACGCCCCCCCAGCGCUGCGACGUCUUGCCCUUGGCAAGACUGAAGAUGUUAAUUUCCACCGGAGCGAUCUUCAUGUAUUGGGGAAACAACAGGAGGAGGAACACAACACACCAUAUGAAUAUGAUGAACUUUUAGGUGUUGGGGUUACAACAACGGCGCCGCCAUCGCCGCGCGAAGAGAAUGCACGGUGUCGUUCUAGCGAUUCAGAUGAAACAUCGCGAGUCUGCUGUAUUGUUGGUCGUGAGAAUGUGGAGCCAAGUUUAGGUCCUCACAACGACGAUGCAUAUGGCAGGAAUGAGAAUUUUUUCAGCAGACGAAACGUGGGGGCUUCUGGCCCUCCACCUAACUCAACACUGUUGUCACCAAUUUUCCGUGCGUGCUCUUCCUUUGCUUCCUUAAUACGUUCGUUGGGUCAAGGUUUUGCCAUGACGACGACGAUAAGAAGUGCAUUUCCAGGUGGUGAUAACACUGGCUGCCAAGAACGGAUAAUAUCCCUCAAUUCCUCAGAUGCGGAAAAGUUUUUGGAGGCUCCGUACAUACAGAGAAUGGAUGCCAUGUCCCCAAGGUGUCAAACCACUACGGCUGAUGGUGGCGUUUGCGUUCCCCUUGCCUCUGUACACGUUCCUGACGCUUCUGAGGUCCGCCACGACUCCUCUGCCGCCUUGUCAAGUAGUCCACUUGGAGAGCCGGAGUCUGUUUACUUUGCAUCGUCGUAUCCGUGCGAGGGAAAAUGUGAACACUCACAACAUUUGUUUGAAAAAGAUGCUUUUACAAUGGAGAAUACCCACUGUAAGGAGCCGUUCCAGCGCAUUGUGAGUGAUAAGGCCCACCCACCAUGCUUCCACAAUGGGACAGUGGCGACAUUGGGCGGUGUGCAGACCCACCAACGUGUAAAGACCCAUGAAAGUGAGGGUUUCUUUUCUCUCUCGACGCCGCGACAACAAUCGACAAACUCAUUGAUGCAUUUUUCGCCCACCGCUCAAGCUUCACUUCACAAUUUCUUGUGGAGCCCGCACGUCCAGCAUCAACCGCAGCUCCAGUAUCAGCAUUCUCGGGUCUAUUCAUUCAGUCACACCAGUUCGGAGAAGUCUCCGGGUAGUCCACCAGCUAGCGGCAGUCUCCUCCCGUUGGCUUCUGAGUCCCUGGAAUGGAUACAUCAGCAGUUACUUCUUCAACAUGGAAAUGCGGGUAACAUGCCUGUAUUUCCCUCUGGAAGCGCUGCAGGGGAGGCAGGGGAAAGUGGGGUAGUCCUACUACCGGCACGGCACAACGGCAUGUUGGAUGAAAACAGCAUUAGCAGCUUGAUUCUCACGUGUGCAACUAGCAAUCUUGAUACAAUACGGACCUGCCCAGAUGCCCCGCUAGACGGCUUUAUGGGAUCCUCCACGUUUACUACGAAUGGUGUAGUGACCCCACUGCAAUGA
This is a messenger RNA of Trypanosoma rangeli, 1773 nucleotides long. RefSeq lists its product as uncharacterized. The transcript has a single exon. The coding region runs from base 1 to 1773 and encodes 590 amino acids. Lineage: Eukaryota; Euglenozoa; Kinetoplastea; Trypanosomatida; Trypanosomatidae. The record is from RefSeq and is a predicted model, not a curated record.